Molecule: messenger RNA, 967 nt
Organism: Meloidogyne enterolobii
Lineage: Eukaryota; Metazoa; Nematoda; Chromadorea; Rhabditida; Meloidogynidae
Source: the annotation of a GenBank genome assembly
UUCGUUGAAAGAGGAAAUUAAUAAAAAUGUAAAACUUACUCAAGAGUUGGAGAAAACAAAUGUUGAGUUGGAGAAAUCAAAUGUUGAAAAAGAAGAAUAUAAGAAAAGAAGUGAAUUAACUUCGGAGGAAAUGGCUCAACUUAAGAAGGAUCAUAUAAAAGUAGUGACUGAAUUAAACAAAUUGAAGGGAGACUAUCAAAAUUCAUCCAAAGCAAUGUUAAAUGAAAAAAAUGAAUUGGCUAAAAAAUUGGAAAAAAUUAAUGAUGAAAAUGCAAGAUUAAAAGGAGAAAAAUAUUUAAAUGUGAAAGAAUUGGAGAAUUACAGAAAUGCUUGCCAAGUGCCGACAGGUGAAAAGGCUGCUUUACUUCGUCAAAAUAAUCAUUUAACUGCUGAAUUACAAAUUGCAAAUUGCGAACUGACAAAAUGUAAAAAUGAGCUUGCUUUGAAUUUGAAACUUGUUCGUUAUGUACCAAUUACAAAUAAAAUUAAUGAGAUUAGCAAUUACCAGACAUGUUGUGGAGAUAAAUGCAUCAAUUCAAAUUUAUCUGACGGAACUUGCAAUAAGGGGCAAAGUUUUAUUCGAGUUCAGGAGGAUGGAAUAGUGAACUAUCAUUCGGUGGAAGAUAAAGACCUUGUAAUUGGUUUUUAUGCACAAAAUUCAUUUACAAAAGCGUCAGGGUUUUGUUGUCAUUAUUCUCUAUUUUAUUUUGAAAUUAAAAUGUUGGAAGAUGUGAAAGACAAAUUUUGUUAUGCAGGAAUUGGUUUUAAUAAAGAUGGCAUUCCGGUAAUGUUUAUGUUAAACGGUCCAGCAACUUUUAAUGGAUUAUAUCAAACAACUUCUUGGAAGGAUGGGGAUGUUUUUGGGUGUGGAGUUGUUUUACCACCUAAGAAGGAGUUGGAAACAUUACCUUAUGUAUUUUUUACGAAAAAUGGUAGAAUGACUGGUGAGAAAAUUUUAUUUUUUUAG